Monoraphidium neglectum is the source of this 459-nucleotide messenger RNA. RefSeq lists its product as hypothetical. Bases 1 to 459 code for a protein of 152 amino acids. The transcript has 3 exons. The record is from RefSeq and is a predicted model, not a curated record. NCBI's taxonomy places the organism in Eukaryota, Viridiplantae, Chlorophyta, Chlorophyceae, Sphaeropleales, Selenastraceae.
AUGGCGAGUUUUCUGAACGCGAACCUGCCGUCUUCUGAUGAAGAAGAUGACGAGUAUGACCCCACGAAAGACCCAACCGGCGAGAAAGAGGAUGGACCGCAGCAGAGGCGCAAGCGCAGCCGGAGAGGGGCGGCCGUGGCCAACGGUGGCGGCAGCGACGAUGACGAGGACAACGGCCAGCCAAACGCGCUAGCAGCCGGCGAGACGCGCACCCAGCAGGUGAAGAAGGCCAAGGCAGCGGCGCUGUUCGAGCAGCUGCAAGCCGGCAUCAACGGGACCAAAGGCGGCGGGGCGGGCCCGGCAGCGGCGGCAGGGGCGGCGGCGGACGGCGGCAAUAGACCUGGGGGCGGCGGCGGUGGCGGCAUCAGGGCGUUUGAUCUGGCGGCCCUCUGCCGGCCAACAGGGCAGCAGCAACAGAAGAAGAGGCGUGCCAGCGGCGAUGAGGUCGCAGCAAGCUAA